This is a messenger RNA of Morone saxatilis (striped sea-bass), 1039 nucleotides long. It is a transcript of the gene psme3, whose product is annotated as proteasome activator subunit 3. Gene Ontology annotation, molecular function: endopeptidase activator activity. Gene Ontology annotation, biological process: positive regulation of endopeptidase activity; regulation of G1/S transition of mitotic cell cycle; regulation of proteasomal protein catabolic process. The record is from RefSeq and is a predicted model, not a curated record. Lineage: Eukaryota; Metazoa; Chordata; Actinopteri; Moronidae. Gene Ontology annotation, cellular component: cytoplasm; nucleoplasm; proteasome activator complex.
GCUGAGGAUCUAGUUGCGAAUUUUUUCCCAAAGAAGUUACUGGAGCUUGAUCACUUCCUUAAGGAUCCCAUCAUAAACAUCACUGAACUGAAGGAGAUCCACUCUGAGAUAAACCUGACGGUGCCAGACCCCAUCCUGCUCUCAAACCUGCAUGACGGACUAGAAGCGCAAAAUGCCAAAAAGAGAAAGCUGGAGGAUGGAGGGGAGGACACAGUGACUGGCACCAAGGUCUUUGUCAUGCCCGGUGGAAUGAUGAAGAGCAACGGAAACCUUGUCGAUCUCAUUGAAAAGGUCAAACCAGAGAUCAGGACACUCAUAGAGAAAUGUAACACAGUCAAAAUGUGGGUUCAGCUGCUUAUCCCCAGGAUAGAGGAUGGCAACAACUUUGGGGUGUCCAUCCAGGAGGAGACAGUAGCUGAGCUCAGAACAGUUGAAGGGGAGGCAGCAUCUUACCUCGACCAGAUAUCAAGAUACUACAUCACAAGGGCAAAGCUGGUUUCUAAAAUAGCUAAAUAUCCACACGUGGAGGACUAUCGGCGCACAGUAACCGAGAUUGAUGAGAAGGAAUACAUCAGUCUGAAGAUCAUAGUUUCGGAGCUCCGAAAUCAAUAUGUAACGUUACACGACAUGAUCCUGAAGAACAUUGAGAAGAUCAAGAGGCCACGAAGCAGUAAUGCUGAUGCACUGUACUGAUUUUCAUCCAGCCAUCUCAGCCUCAGCCUCCACCUCCCGCCUCCACCUCCCGCCUCCACCCCCCGUCUCCCUGCCAUGCCUGUCCAGCUACAGUAGCCUGGCCCUGGUCCACAGGACUACAUCUAGACAUUCACCUACUUCAGUACAAUCAAGUCAGCCCAGUACAGAAACAUAGCUUCCAUAGAAGGACACAACGCACAUGUUUUUGUUUUAAAUGUAAAAUAUUUUUUUUUUGUUUUAAACCCUUUGAAGACAUAAAUAUUCUCUCAGAAAAUGGGGAGAUAGAUCAUAGACAACAAAAAGCGCUAUGUAUUUUUUAAUUUUAAUUAAACAUUUCGUCCUCAGA